Molecule: messenger RNA, 2227 nt
Organism: Pectinophora gossypiella (pink bollworm)
Lineage: Eukaryota; Metazoa; Arthropoda; Insecta; Lepidoptera; Gelechiidae
Gene: Amnionless
Product: protein amnionless
Exons: 1
Coding region: 82-1386 (434 amino acids)
Biological process (GO): intracellular protein localization; receptor-mediated endocytosis
Cellular component (GO): apical plasma membrane; endocytic vesicle
Source: RefSeq, a predicted model, not a curated record
CAGUAUUCAAUUACAGUCCAACUUAUGAAAUUGCCAUUCGUUAACUGGCAUUCAUUCGAACUGUAACUGAUUAAUAAAACAAUGUUGCGCGUAUUUUUAUUAUUAAUUACAAUAACUGCGUCAUCCGCAGCCAUUGUGAAAUGGAUGCCAAAUAAAAGUUUCAGUUUGGCAAUCAACUUUAGAGAUCGGAAGUUGCCUUGUUCGAGACAAAAUGUGGUGUUUCCAGAAAGUGUGGCUGAGGCAGUGAUUAUCCAAGCAGAUGUAGCUAUGAAAGAAAUUGUGUUACCAGCUACUGGAGAUAUUAUUUUCGAAGAUGGAAUAACUAGUUUUGGCAUAGAUGAGAAUGACAAUUGCACUGAAGAAGGAAACGCUUAUUAUUCGCCAAGGUCGAAGUCAUCAUGGGUGCAACCAGAUGUGUGGAGCUCGACGAAGUUCAAUGAAGCGACACCAGACGCUGAAAGAAUUCCUUGUUACGACGACGAAGUAGUUUUCCCUUCAGACUCACAAUUCACUGUACUUCUCCCACUUGCAUCCCAGCAUAUCCGAAGGUUAAAGAUUUUUGGCCAGUAUUACGAUAAUGCUCUCUUCAGAAGUCUAGCAAGGUCCCAGGAUUCUGGGGAGGGAUCAUCACAGCAGUUUAUAUUGAACGACUUGUAUGGAACAGGAGUCAUAGUGGAAGAUAAAGGAUGUACUUCUCCCACUGGUUGCCCUUGUCAAAACGCAAUGAUGAAAAUGGACUGCUCUGCCAAGUUCUGUCCUGUUCCGAAAUGCUUGGACCCUGUACAACCAAUUGGUCACUGCUGUAAAAUUUGCGGAGGAUAUUUUAUUUUUAACAUCGGCGAAAGGUUCGACAUGUUGUCGUUUGAAGAAAACGUUGCGACAGUGAUAAACUCUUAUGGGAAAGACGAGCUUGUCUACCACGUGGGUAUACUUCCAAAUAACAAAGUGCAAGUUGUUGUUGUUGAGAAGGGAGAGUAUUCUGGGUCAAGUGCUGAAGCCGUUUCUGAUUUAGAUUAUAAGUUCAGUAGUCGUUUAUUGAAAGGCGAGGCGUUAUAUAGUGGGGCUCCGUUGUCGAAAGCUGGGAUGGGGGGAAAGAUCGCCGUAUCCAUGUUUUUCGUGGUGGUCUUGGUAAUGGGUGCUAUAUACGCCUAUUAUUAUAAGAUGCCUCAGUUGCCAGAGUUUAGGUAUCCUGGUGGGGUGCGUAGCAGGGGGGUGCUGACAAGGUUCCAAAGAAGGACGGAUAGCGUGGUGUCGUUGACUUCUAGAAGGGAUUCCACGGCCACGCUGAGGUCUGGCCUCGGUACUGCAUUUAGGAACCCUCUGUAUGACUCCAAAAGAGGUCGAGUGGAGGUCACUGAGUCAGUGGCUGAAGAAGAGAGAGAAUAAUCGCAUGGUUUGGUUAAGAUACAGAAAUAGGUAUUUUGAUAAAAAUUGUUCUUGUUCACCCAGCGCUGGGUGAAUACAGGCAGUAGAUAGAUAAACAAUUACUUAAUUUUUUUAAGCAAAAAUUGUAUAGAAUUUAGUUGUUUAUUUUGUCGAGAAUAUUGACACAAAACUCAUGAGUUACGGGCUGAAACUUAUUUUAAUAUAUACUAAUGUAAUGUAAUGCACUAGAGCAGCGUGGUGGAGUAUGCUCCGUAGUCCCUUUGGUUGAUUGAUGGGAGGCCUGUGCCCACCAGUGGGACGGAUAUAGGCUAUUUAUGUUAUGUUAUACAGUACUAUUAUUUCAAAUAAAUACAGUUUAUUAUUUCUUCUUCGUUUCUUUAGGUUCUUUUCUUUUCCUCUCGCGUGGAUAGUGAAAUCAAUGACUGGCCUCAUCCAAUUCGAUGCCAGGACUACUAUAGAGCCGCCAAAGGCCCCUAACAUGCCUCAUUAACUCAGAAUAAUGAGCUGAAUCAUCACACGAUGUCACUUAUGCGCACUUGUAUAGCUACCUGUACAUCAUUUACGGGGUGUAAGUGACAUUGGUAACAAAUACCUACUGUGAGGGAUGAUUCAGCUCAGUAUUCUGAGUUAAUAUCAAGUGGAAUUGAAUAUAAUAAUAAAAAAAAAAACAUUGAAAACAUGAAUUUUGCGACAGAAAAUUGCACUUGAUAUUAACUCAGAAUCAUGGUCUGAAUCAUCCCUCAGUAUUCGGUACGAUGUCUCUUACACCCUGAAAACUCAUUUAAGUAAAUAGUAGCCGGACCUUUACGUGUUAAUUGAGAGAUUGCUUUACAUGUCCUCC